This is a messenger RNA of Penicillium digitatum Pd1, 2004 nucleotides long. NCBI's taxonomy places the organism in Eukaryota, Fungi, Ascomycota, Eurotiomycetes, Eurotiales, Aspergillaceae. The record is from RefSeq and is a predicted model, not a curated record.
AUGGAUUCCAAUGGAGGAGCAGUCUACUGCACGCUUCUGUUGAGUGACAGUUAUCUUCCCGGUGCUAUGAUCCUUGCCCAUUCCCUACGUGACAAUGGUACAAAAGCAAAGUUGGUGGCGCUCUUUACGCCGGACAGAGUACAAUCGAGCACCAUCGACGAACUCAGGACCGUCUACAACGAGUUGAUCCCAGUGAGCUCAAUGGUAAACGACACGCCUGCGAAUCUCUGGCUCAUGGACCGUCCAGACCUGAUUGCUACAUUCACCAAGAUCGAGCUCUGGCGCUUGACGCAAUACCGGCGGGUUGUAUACAUUGAUUGUGAUGUUGUAGCUCUCCGAGCCCCCGACGAGCUGUUAUCACUGGAAGCAGACUUUGCUGCCGCGCCCGACGACUACUAUGCGCUAAGAGCACUCGCCCAACGUGGUAUCAGCUUUGAUGGCGCCGACCAGGGCCUGCUGAAUAUGCAUUUCCGGAAUUGGCAUAGGCUAAGCUUCACGUAUAAUUGCACACCAAGUGCCAAUUACCAGUACAUUCCUGCGUACAAGCAUUUUCAGAGUACCAUCAGUCUUAUUCAUUUCAUCGGUGCUCAGAAGCCUUGGAAUAUGCCGAGGCAGAUUGUCCCGCUGGAGUCCCCGUACAAUCAGCUCUUAGGCCGGUGGUGGGCUGUCUAUGACAGACACUAUCGUCUGCCGUUUGUGCCGAUCGCGCCAUUUGGGAUUGAAAAGACGGUGUUGGCUCAAAAUUUUCUAGUCCACGCCCCUCGUUGUGAAAUAAAACCAACGUCUGAACGGCAGCCCGGCCAUGUUGAAACCCCCAUAAGCAUCCACGAGGAGUCACACCAAGCACCGCCAGUCGAGCAUGGCCAUUUAGAACCGCGCCAUGAACACUCUGCUUCCUCUAAUGUACAGCGUGCUGCCGUGUCUGUAUUGAGUAUGGUACCGCAGUAUGUUCGUGGAGAGGAGCAUAUCUCAACUUUAAUCUCAACUUUGCCUCCUGCGCCAAUCACUCUUGCGCCUCAACUGAGCCAUGAAACAUAUGAGACACAGACCCAGGCACCAGUACACUACCCCGACGGCCAUAUUCACCAACCCCAGCCGCUGGCGCCGAUCCCUCCUCCUUUCAAAGAGUAUCAAUCACCCGCAUCUCCGGUCGAAGAGGUUUCGACCUUUGAGGCGCCAAGAUCCGAAUGGGAUCCCUCACGUGAGCCACCGCCUGUCAACACGAAACCGGAAGGUAUCAGUUUACAACAGAAAACCUACAAUAUGUCUGAAGACACGCAUCUCUUCCAACCCCCAUCGUCCUACCCCGAGGCACCGAAAAACAUGUGGUAUGAGGUUCCCGCCAAACCGGAGCCCAAACCUACCACGAUCUUCCCCUGGGAGGGCCAUGCUCCGAAACCCACCCGUGUCUUCGCCAAGGAGGCACCAAGGAAAUUUGUGAAACCUCCCGUAAUAUCCGAAAAACCAGAGCACCGUUCACUUCCAAGCGAGCCAGCCCUUCCCGGACCCUCCCCUUCCUACACUCGGAUACCGUUCGAACCCAGUGCCGAAUCAUGGCAAACAUACACCCGCUCAAAUGCCUGGGAUGAGGACCCAGAGAUUCAGCGCUACAUUGAGACGAUCCAAGCACGGCGCACAAAAUCACAAGUGACCCUUCUGAGAGCCCACUCCAACAGCCCCGGGAGAUCACCCCCAAGCCCAGGCUUCCGCCCCAGCACCAAGAUCACCGACUUCCCGACGGAAGUUGAGCGCCCCAGUCUGCCCGUAACGCCGGCCCCAAUCCGCCGCACCAGCUACGGAGAUGAGGCCUCCGGUACAGCCGCCCUCCCGGCUGCCGAGGGUGUGCCUAGCCAGGAGGAAUGGGUGGGUAUCACGGCCGAUGUGUUCUCUUCUCUCCUCGGCGCAACAUACUUAUUGUGGCGGUCUACAGAAUCCCCUAGCUCAGCUCGAGGAGCUGCAUCGUCGGCACUCGGAGGUCUUGGAACAUCCCGAGCUGCUGUUUAA